Messenger RNA from Suillus bovinus, 1545 nucleotides. RefSeq lists its product as uncharacterized. The coding region runs from base 1 to 1545 and encodes 514 amino acids. The record is from RefSeq and is a predicted model, not a curated record. Lineage: Eukaryota; Fungi; Basidiomycota; Agaricomycetes; Boletales; Suillaceae. The transcript has 9 exons.
AUGACGUUGAAGUCGCAGCUGCCACAUAGCGCUAAGCCCCUCGCCUUCAUAUUGUAUGCUGACAAAACGAAGUUAUCUAGUUUCGGUACUGCAAAAGGUUAUCCCGUCGUUGCACGAUUGGCGAACUUACCCACCCACAUUCGCAACAGUCAAGGAAUGGGUGGCAGUUAUAUUGUUGGGUGGCUUCCUGUGGUGAAGGAAGAUAAAGCCCAUGCCGGCUUGCUGGCAUGGGCUAACUUCAAGGCCACAGUAUGGCACAAAUCCUUUGAAAGGAUACUGUCUUCACUCGCUGCAAAAUCAAACACUGGUCAAUGGUUGGAGUGUCUAGAUGUUGUUCAGCGGUGGUUUUUUCCACUGAUACUCAUUUUAUCUUCCGAUUUUGAGGAACAGUCAACAAUGGUGCUUACUCAUGGUGUUAGGGCCUUAUGGCCAUGCCCAAUCUGUCUUGUUCCCCAUGAUAAACUUUCGGAUAUGUCGCACUGCUAUCCACGUCGCACAUCUCAUGAAUCACAAGCUAUCCUAGCAACUGCACGAGAAAGGGAGACUGCAGAAGAGCAGGAGGAAGUACUGAAAGAAUACGGACUUCGUGAUGUCCAGAAUUCGUUUUUGACAGUGUCCUCAACGGAUGUACAUCGUGCAUUGUCUUGGGACAAAUUGCACUUUCACUCUGGUGGUCUAUGGUCUGAUCACUUAUGGGUCGAGCUUCAGAAGUGUAUAAACGGUCUCAGACGAGAGAAAACAUCUCAAGUAGACAAGAGCUAUGAAGCAUUUCCCUGCUGGCGAGACCAAAAGCAUCCAAAUCAGGUCAUGAACAUCUCAUUUACCAACAACUCCACACAUGAAGACAUUUCGAAGAUGAUAGUAUAUGCGACCCACAAUAUAUUGACAGAGGCAGACUGUCCUCUCGGUUACCUGCUCCUUCGUUGUGUCCGACUUUACCUCGAACUCAAUAUGUAUGCCUCGCUCGAGGUUCACACGACGGAGACUAUAAGCAGUGGCCGACACACACACCUUGCAUUUGCAGCUCUUUUGCGGCAAUAUAUAAACAAAACAGUUGAGAGUGAGAAGAACUGGAAUUUUCCGAAGUUGCACAUGAGCUCACACAUUUUUGACGAUGUCGAGGCAAAAGGAGCAACACAAAACUACAAUACCAAGCCGAACGAGAAGAUGCAUGGCUCGCUAAAGGACUCAUAUUUUCUGCGCACAAACUUUCGUGACGUAGCAGAACAGAUUCUCCGUAUUAAUACGUGGCAGGUGGCUGCAGAUCAUAUACGCCACUGCUUAUUUGAAUUUGACGAUCAUCAACGCCAAUUGGAUGAAGAAGACUUCAUUGCCACUGUCGUUGAUCGCCCUAUCUCAACAUGCAACUACCUUCAUGUGAAACUGGGAUCAAAGCAACCUCCACUGACCUUUGAUGCAAUUCAGAUGGCUCAUCAAGCAGACCAGGCCUUCAGUAACUUCCGUGUCAAGCUCAACGAUUUUCUAAAUGUUCUUUUGCCCUCGUCAAGCAUACCAUUGCCUGAAGGCAAACACAUUCAUCUCUGA